Messenger RNA from Symbiodinium sp. CCMP2456, 774 nucleotides. Lineage: Eukaryota; Dinophyceae; Suessiales; Symbiodiniaceae. The record is from the annotation of a GenBank genome assembly.
AUGAAACCUCAGAGCCCGAGCCAAGACGACUUCUGCGCUUUUCACACGGACCUAUGCACUCUGGUUGGUAUCUUUGAUGGGCACGGGCCUUUUGGGCAUCGUGUCGCCAACUACGUUCAGGAGACUCUGCCACGGACUCUGCUUCAGUCACAGGGCUUCCUUCACAAGGAGGUGGAGAAGGCAUUGAAAGAUGCGUUCGUAGAGACGAACCAGAAGUGUCUGGAAAAUGAGGCUUUCGAUUGCCAGCUCAGUGGGACGACAGCCACUCUGGCCUACCUCAGCCAGCGCAUGCUGUACAUUGCACAUGUGGGGGACUCACAAGCAGUCAUUGCUUCGAAGCCGAAGCCGGUGAAAGGUGCCACGCCCAAAGUUGGCAUCGAAGUGGAGGUGCUUACACCUGAACACCGGCUGACCCAAGAGGGGGAAAGGCAGCGCAUCGAAGCUGCCGGUGGACAGGUCGUCCAGCUCGAGGGCGACAUCCCCUUGCGAGUCUUCCUCAAAGGAGAACUUUAUCCAGGCUUGGUCAUUACACGGGCUCUCGGCGACAAGAUUGGAGCCAAGGCUGGCGUGUCCUGUGAGCCUGAUGUGCGCGCUGUGGAGAGGAGACCCGAGUGGCAAUUCCUGCUCAUGUGUUCGGAUGGAGUGUGGGAGUUCUGCGACUUCCAAGAAGCCGCAGACAUUAUCUUCAAGUAUCCACCCAGCAAGGCGCAAGAAGCUGCCGAGGCGGGAGCAUCGUUGCUGGUAGCGCUGGGGCAACCAUUGCUACGACCAUGA